GUGUGUCAGGCGCUGGCGACAGAGGAAGAGGAGGAGGGUGAGGAGGAAGCACACACACUCUCUGCUCUCACUAGGAGGAGGAGUCGGAGCAGCAGCUGCAGCGGCGGCGGCCUGAGCGAUAGGAUGUCCCGACAUGAAGGUGUCAGCUGCGAUGCAUGUUUAAAAGGAAACUUCAGAGGCCGACGAUACAAGUGCUUAAUUUGCUACGACUACGACUUGUGUGCAUCCUGCUAUGAAAGUGGCGCAACAACGACAAGGCACACAACUGACCAUCCAAUGCAGUGCAUAUUGACAAGGGUAGACUUUGAUUUAUACUAUGGUGGGGAAGCUUUCUCUGUCGAGCAGCCGCAAUCUUUUACUUGUCCUUAUUGUGGUAAAAUGGGUUAUACUGAGACCUCUCUACAAGAACAUGUGACAUCAGAGCACGCAGAAACCUCAACAGAAGUGAUAUGCCCAAUUUGUGCAGCAUUACCAGGGGGAGAUCCAAAUCAUGUCACAGAUGACUUUGCUGCCCAUCUUACACUUGAACACAGAGCUCCCAGGGAUCUAGAUGAAUCCAGUGGAGUUCGACACGUACGAAGGAUGUUUCACCCUGGCCGAGGGUUGGGUGGUCCACGAGCUCGACGAUCAAACAUGCACUUUACUAGCAGUUCCACUGGAGGGCUUUCAUCCUCGCAGAGCUCAUACUCACCAAGCAAUAGGGAAGCCAUGGAUCCUAUAGCCGAGCUAUUAUCCCAAUUAUCAGGGGUAAGGCGCUCAACGGGUGGUCAGCUUAACUCAACGGGUCCUUCUGCCUCUCAGUUGCAACAGCUUCAAAUGCAGUUACAGCUAGAGAGACAGCAGGCACAGGCAGCACGGCAACAAUUAGAAACGGCACGGAACGCCACAAGGCGCAACAAUGCAAGUAGUGUCACCACCACCAUCACCCAAUCAACAGCAGCAACCAACACAUCCAAUACGGAAAACAAUCAGCAAACAAUACAGAAUUCACAGUUUCUCCUCACAAGGUUGAAUGACCCCAAGAUGACAGAAGCUGAGCGACAGUCAUUAGAAAGUGAAAGGGCAGAUCGUAGCCUAUUCGUCCAAGAGCUCCUGCUUUCUACAUUGAUGCAGGAAGAAAGCUCCUCCUCAGAUGAGGACGAGCGGGGGGAAAUAGCUGAUUUUGGGGCAAUGGGUUGUGUAGAUAUAAUGCCUUUAGAUGUUGCUUUAGAAAACUUAAACCUAAAAGAGAGCAAUAAAGGAAACGAGCCUCCGCCACCUCCUCUUUGAUGACAUCCCCCUUUGCAGACAAUGUCCUCUGUGCUGUAACUGCCAAUGAAAGUGGACAAACAACUAUCUUUGGGUUUGUUUUGGUGAUUGUAAUUUCCGGUCUGUCACUCUUGUUACAUUGUGUACAUUCAAAAAAAAUGUAAAAAAAAAAUUUGAAAAAAGACAGAGGCAAAUAUAUAUGACAAAAUCACUUAACUAAUUUUUACUUCUAGCAGAUAUGCAUAGGUAGCAGUACCAGAGGCAGCUUGUCUGCUUCCUGUACCUUGACGCAAACAAAAAUAAAUAAAUAAAAAGCUCUCCUAAUCUCCCACCUUCAAAACUGAAAACGGAAAAAAGUAUAUGGAAAAAAUCUCUAAUGAAGCUGCUGUGUGUAUUUAUGAAUAUUAAUUAAUAAAACUGCUUGGAUGGUUUACCAUAACUACUGCAUGAGGUUUUUUGCAGCGUGCAUGAGGUUUUAGUGACAUUGUCAUAAAAAACAAACAAAAAAAAAAACAAAAGUACAACUGGCCUAAUUUUUUUAACUUUAUUAGGCCAUAAAUCCCAAAGCUUUCCUAAACAUUAUUCAAAAGGUUACAGCACCUGACGACAUGCAGCGUUAACCUGGACUAGUGGGUUGUGGCUUUGGAUCUUUUGAAUAAUGUGUGAGUGGUUUAUUUUAUGCAAGUUCUACAGUGGCAUUAACUGAAUGUUUACUUGCCCGAUCAGAAACAUUAGACAGUUUCAGAUUACAUUUAAAAAAAGAGCAGUUGUGCUCAGGAAAGAAAUUUCAUUAAAGAAGAACUCCACAAAAACUUAUAUUCUCUUACCUAUUAGUAAGGUGCCUGAUAUAAAUUGUAAUGAAGGUAAUUUUCUUAGCAGUGGCUGAGCUUGUGAGUUAUCCCCUCCCUUCUGGUCCUCAGCUGUGUCAUGUGACCGACACCGACUCUCCAGAUGAUACAGAAUCUUUUGUGUUAACAGGAAGUCAGUUUCUCUACUCAUUUCAUGGGAGCCUCAUAGGAUUGAAUAGCGAAACGGACACCCUUUCCACGUCAGUGGGUGAAGAUUUGAAGACUGGUGGAAAGGAGAACUGUCUUAGUUGCCCAUAGCAACCAAUCAGAUUGAUCUUUCAUUUUCCAAAGAGGCUCGGAAAGUAAAAGGUGGAAUCUGAUUGUUUGCUGGGGCAAAUAAGCCAGUUUUCCUUUGCACCAGUUUUGAUAAAUCUCUCCUAUCGUGUCAGUUGGAGAAUCACUGUGUCGGUCACAUGACACAGCUGAGGACCAGAAGGGAGGUGAUAACUCACAACUACAGCCACUGGUAAAAA
Molecule: messenger RNA, 2569 nt
Organism: Bufo bufo (common toad)
Lineage: Eukaryota; Metazoa; Chordata; Amphibia; Anura; Bufonidae
Gene: KCMF1
Product: potassium channel modulatory factor 1
Exons: 7
Coding region: 124-1269 (381 amino acids)
Biological process (GO): synaptic signaling
Cellular component (GO): plasma membrane
Molecular function (GO): zinc ion binding
Source: RefSeq, a predicted model, not a curated record